CGAUAGCUUUCACUCCAUCCAAGAACACACCCACACACAAACGCAUCAAUCAAUCAAUCGCCCUCGGCGACAAACGAAUGUCCACACAUCCGGCCAUCCACACAAGAGCAAUGCCUCCAUCCAAUUGAUCACUGGCACUCACUGUCUGGCGUAUGAGGGCAGCAGCCUGACAUUGGCGGCCAGAGGACUGCCCACAGGUGACACACGGAUGUGGCCCUCUAUCUCAAACCCAUCCAAAUACGCCGGCAGAUGCGAUGAUGGCCACACCUCCUCCCUCCUCCCCUGGCCCCUCAACUGCCGCUGGUAUCUGGCUUUCGGCUCAGGCGACAGGGUGGGCGGAAGUGUGACGGGGUCACUCACGUCGGGGGGCGGCAGAGCUUCAACACUGCCUCCUUUGCCUCCAGAUGACCGCUCACCACGCAGACGCGACCGAGACGGCCUGACAGAACAAGGAAUAGCCCACAGGAAUGACACCCAACCAAACACACACACAUGCUUACAAGGCCGGAGGGGCGGGCUGAGCAAUGACGGGUGAGUGUCUCUUCGGUGGCGGGCCCAAUUGGAUGUCCCGUAGCCGCUGGAUGGCGUCCUGCGCCCCCCGAUGUGGCGGCUCAAGAGCUCCGGCUGAGCCCAUGAAUUUGGUGACCGAGUUAGCGAGUGUGCAGAGGACGCCUGUGGCGUCGUAGAGUGACGCCCGCAGGUGAUGGUCGUCCGCCUCACUCUCCUCCAGAUAUGCACGCAACAACCUGACCACACGUGUAAGAGACAUACAUGUCAUCAGUGUGUGGGGCAGUGUCUCUGCAGUGCAAUUCGACUCCUCACUGUGAGGCUGUGCGGAGCUGCUCAUUGGUCUGCCUCCUCUGUUGGUGCAGCUUUGCGAUCUCCCGCUGACUCCAGUCACGCUCGUUUGCCUCAGCCUGCACACAGACGUACGGCGCAAAGGAUACACGAACACCUUGCUGCCUCACCUGCCACUGGCGCCUCAGCUCAGCGUUAGAUUCCUUGAGUUUGGCCAGCUCCGCCCUGAGGCCGUCAAAGUCCCGCUGGUCCAGCAGCGACGCCUCCAGCUCAGCUACCAACCGUGCGAUCUCCUCCUGCAUGUAUGACAUCCAUUAGAGUGUGGUCGUCCUUUGUGUCUUGCAUGCUUACGUCCUUUUGCUGCAGUUUCACAGCACUCUGCCUCAGGUCACUGCGCAGCCGAUUGAGCUCCUCCUGAUCAGCCGCAUGCUGCUGCUGCUGUUGGGUGUCACGCUGCCCCUUGUCCGUGGUUGGCUGCACACAAUGAGCAACGAGACGAAGUCAGAGAUCGGUUCAGUGGUGUCGCACCUGUAGUUGCUGCAGUCGUUGUUGCAGGGCAGUGAGUCGUGCGGCUGAUGAUGAGGCAGCCUCGGUCGCACCCUCGCGAGCACGGCUAAGCUGCCGCUGCACACACACACAUUAAAAGACACGGUGCUUGUGAAGCUUUCUGUCCCCGUGCAGUCCCUGCACCUAGAUGGAUGUAUACCUGCAAGUAGUCGAUUUCCUCCUCUUGUGCCUUGACCUUGGCCAAAAGCCGGCUCACCUCCUACGUAGUGCACUCAUACAGUCAGACAAGGAUGCUGCAGCUGAUGAACGGGAGCAGAGGGAAGGGCAGCUUGCCUGUCUGCUUCUCUCCUCAUCGAGGACGCUUGGGGCUGCGGCCGCCGCCUCCUGCUGACUCCUCAGCUCAUCCGCAAGGGUAUUCCUGACAGAUGAGCAGUCCGGUGUUCGAUGGACGUGUUCGCUGGUGUGGCCUUAAUUACUUUUCUCGUUUGAGUGAGUGCAUGAGCGUGCGCAGCUCGUCGACCUCCUGCUGCAGCUGUGCCGUCCUGGCUAUCUCACUUUCAUCCCGCAGAGCCUCGCGCUCCCUCACGGCCAACCGCUCCUGACAGAGACACGAACGCAGACCUUGAUUGAGGGCCAGCGUAUAUGUGAAAGAGUGAUGGUCGGCUUACCUUGGUGUGGCGCAGCUCCAAUCGAAGCUCUUGCAGGUCAUGCGCUGUCGCUGACCUGAAUACCGUUAGAUAGAUGCCGUUGAUCCUCUGUGUGUCGCAUCCCAUUCAUCUACUUGUUCUCUUCGAGAGUGCGAAGUCUCUGCUUCUCGCCCUCCAACGCAGCCCUCGUCUCACGCAGCCUGACAGACAACGGGUGGCAUCAAUGUGACAGACACUUGUCCGUCUGUCUGUCUGUCUGUCCACUUUUGUUCGGUUGUCUCGUUGUCCUGCCGUGCCUCCCUCAGCUGGGCCUUGACCUUCUCAGCGGCGGCACGGUCCUCAUCGAUGCCCUGCAUGCGCUGCUCCGUCAGGCGCAAAGUGGUCGUCAGCGUUUCCAAAUGUUGCUGAAGACGGAAGAAAACGAGAACAGUUGGGGAGAAAUGCGCGCAAUAGACUGCACGGCACGCACCUUGAGUGACUGUUGUUUGCUCUUCCACUGUGCGUUCUCUGCCUCCAGCUCAGCCAAGCGGCCCUGCAUGCCGUUUGCGUCUCGCAGCCUCGAUUGGGCGUCAUCCAGCUGCUGACGGAGAGACCUCAGCUCACGCUGGACAGACUCAGCGUCUGACGAGCGACACACAGGAAACCAAGGUCAGUGACCCACUUUACGUGUGUUGGUGUACUAUUUACCGAGGUCCUUUUGGUGCAGCUGGUCCUUGAGUCUGGCGAUCUCCCUGUCCGCAGUGCGGUUGGCCCUCUCCAGCUGGGUGAUCCUCUCGUUGUCACUCUCCUGUGCGCUGUGAUGCAGCUGCUCCAACUCACGGGCCCUUAUGUCCGCCUGGAGGCAGCCAGGACACAGACGACAAGACACGUGGCACGGCACAGCUCCCACUCGCCGACCCACCUGUGUUUUAUCGGUCUUGAGGGCCAUGUAUUCCCUUCGCAGCUGCUGGUACUUGUCCUCAAUCCCCGCCUUCUCCUCAAACUCUAAUUCUUCAAACGCCUGUAUUCACGUCAGCAUACACAUACAGAUGGAGACACGCUCGCAAGGAAGCCGACCUAGCUGCCUACCUGCAUUGUCUUGGUGAGGUGCAGCAGCAGGUCAUCGUGGCGCAUCUUGAACAGCAGGUUCUGGGCAGAAUCGCUGCACACAGCCGCCCCGCCACACACAUGUCUCCGCUCCCUCUCCCUCCCUCCCUCCCUCCCUCCAUUACCCUGCCUUGCCUACAUGAGCUUGAAGUUGAGCUCCUUGAUCAUGGCAAUGUCCUCUCGGGUCAGCCGCUUCACUCUGCCCUGCCCAUCCUCCUCAGCACCAAGCCGCCGAAGCUGCGAAGCACACCAUGCCGCCUCAAGUGAGGGUUUCCUCUCUGACAUGAUUGGUGCUGACCUCUGCCAGGUAUCUCUCUUCCUUGUAUCGGUGUGUGGGAGACUCGAUGACGGCCGCACGAGGGGUCGAUCGAUUCGACCCUGUGGUGCCGCCAAGCAUACUGUAAGACCAAGGUAAGACAGUAUAGAUGUGCACCAAGGCUGAGAGGCCACGUGGUGGAUGGUGGGUGGGCAACAGUAAAACGCUCGCUGACUUGACUCACCGUGCAUUUGUGUCCGUCAGAGAGCGCUGCAAAAAGACGAACGGAGGCGCAAAAGACAAGAAACAGACCAGGAAGCUAUGGCCCUGACCCACUCAAUGACUCACUCACCCGGAGCUCCUCGGUGCCAAACUGUGGGCUCUCGUCUGCAGCACGAUCUCCACCCUCAUACACGGCCAACGCGGGCACAGCGGAGCCACCCUCCAGCCGGUCCCUGGCCCUCUCCUCGAAUGUCGCCAAGGAAGCGCCCUGAAGCGUGGCCGUUACCGCCUUGCCCUGAGCAGCAGCCGACGCUUUCUUAGCAGUUGCAGGUCGGGGUUUGCUUAGAGGGCUCUCAAACCCGAGAGACAUGACCUCCCUCUCCAACCUCUCCCCUUCUAGUCUUCUUUCCAGUGUCCUGUCAGGCGGUGCCUUUGCAGCAGGGGGCGGCCCUCGGCUGGAGGAGCUGGCCGAGUCGGCUCCAGCCAUGACCGCUGCCCAUGUGGGCACAGCUGCGGUCUUCUUGGCCUCAAAUAGCGGCACAGAUGUGGAGGGGAAGUGCUGGGCUGCGCUGACAGCCGGUGGGGGAGUGGCGGCGCGGGGAGGGAUGGGGAGGGCGGCCAGUGGGGGAGGGGGAGGCAUGGACGGGGUGCGAGGUGGGGGUGGGCCAGCUAGCUGCAUUGGGGGAGGGCGGACAAACGAGGGAGGGGGGACCUUGUAAGCCGGCAUGAACACACCACCAGAGGGAACUGGGGACCUGCAUUGCAAAGCCAGAUAAGUGUGUCAUUCUUUCUGUUUCUCUCCCAUUACCCAGGUCUCGACGGAGGCAUGGGUGGUCUGGCGUGUGGUGGGUAAGCCACGGGCGAGCCAAAGGGAGGUCCAAAGUAAGGCGGACUCUGCAUCGCUCUGUCGUCCUUUUUCGGGCUGAGAGCCUCAGGCGUGUGAAUUGCCGACACCUCUAUGUCAAGAGUGCCGGGCGCGUGCUCGACCUGACUGUGGACAGUGAAGUCGAACAGAACUCGAUCAGACGAGGGGGCAGAACUCUUCGCAGCCACUGGAGGAGGCUUGGACAGCCCCUCUACGUCACCAGUCGACACGUCAAUCCAGCUGCGGUGCUCUGCGAGUGCCUUGGCGGUAACGCCCUCCUCGACCGGCUUCUUGCCGUCACGUGUGCGGCCCUUUCUGCCUGGCGAUCCGACCUGUCGAAAGUCGAGUGUCGGUGCUGCUGUGACGGUGGUCGACAGACCACUGGGGUACGGGGGCGAAGGCUUUGACCGGUCCGUGAUGCGCUGAACACUCGACGAGGCGUCAAAUCUCAACGAGUCACGCGGUCCGAUGGCUCGCCGCAACCUCCUCAGCUCAGUUCUCAGCCUCUCUGUGUCGCAGUCGCUGGAAUCGAUGUCUCUGCCAGAGCUCUUUUGCGACGUCAGCUGGUAGCUGGAUGAGUCACGCUCACCACUGGACGACAGACGAUUCAGAGACAGCCGUCCCCGAUGCUGUCUCAGCGCGUGCUUGAGCCGACGGUUGUCGACGAAAAGAGAGCCUCUCUGCCGGCUGGGGGGCGUCACAGAUCGGCUGUCGGCCUUCUGCUGUGACUUUUUGCUAGCGCGAAGUGCUGCCUUGAGCGGCUUGGAGUCGAAGCCGACGGUUGUGUCGUCACUCGACGAUUCUUGGUGACGAGUCUUGGGGCUUGGCAGCUGGGCGGGCAGGUCACCCACUGCUCGGCCGAAGACGGGAGAGUGAGACUGUGGCUUGGGGCCGACGGGCUGAGUGGUCUGCGGCUGCGGCUGCGGCUGCUGGUGGUGGUGGUGGACAGCAGCCGAGGGUGUGGGUGGUGUGUGGAGGGUGAGAGCGUUGGGCGAGUGGAUGGGGCUGGUGGGUCGGCCGAUGCGGAUCGAUGGGGCGGUCUGCGCUCCGAUGUUGACUGUAUGUGAGAAGGAGGGAAUCUCACUGGCCGGCUGGGGCCUUGCCACAAAGACGGGGAGAGGAGAGACGGACGGCGGCGAGAGCUGGGGAUGGCCAAAUGCCAGCGGUGUGGGGGUCUGGUAUCUGGCUGACAGGACGGGUGAGCUGACUGCCGAAGGGGUCACGCACACUCGAGGCGGAGAGACAAAUCCCAACAAGUGAGGCCGGGACGCUAGGGCAGAGUGAGGAUAGCCAAGAGGCGGCCGGGCGGACUGAACAAGAGGGACAGAGUGAAGAGGUUGAGCAGGGGAAGGGGAAGGGGCAGGGGGAGGAGCGGAAACGCUCCUGGGAGGGAUGGCAGUGGGCGGGGCAGAGAGGAUUCGUCUGGCCGGCAGCUCACACCAGUACGGCAGACCCGGCGUCCAAUACCGCUGCACGGGACGACCGAAUGCCGGAGGCUCCAAAUAGAUAGUGGUCGCUUGACCGAAGUGACAGUGGGCGAAGGGACUGUGGGCAGCAGUCGGACCUCCUCAGUCGCUCCAGCCUUCUGCUGCAACUGCUGCUGGUGGAGUGACAGGGCGCCUCUGGGCGGGAGCUUGGGCGUUGACAGCGGUGUUUUCCAUUCGGGCAGGACCGUUGUUGUGGCACCUAGGUCAGAGAAAGUGGGGGGGCUGUGGCACUGCGGAGAGACGUUGACAGGCGACCGCACCGGAGACGGAGCGUCCUUCUUAAAGCCUAAAUCACCACCAGGGCUCGCGAGGACCGCUAGACGAGCACCAUUCCCCCCAGCAAAGUGAAGAUCAGUGACUGUGCGGGGCGGCGGCCCGGCAAGUGAGCGGGAGACGACGGGCGAGCUGGUGUGGCUGAAGGGUCUGCGGGGGAGGCCUUGUCUGAAGCGCCGCUUCGGAGGGACCUCUGUGGUGCAGCAGAGGACGUCUGAGAGGCAGGGAUCAGGGUUGUCGGUGGAGUCAGAAUGGUUGAUCGAUAUCACUCCCUGAAAGAAUGAAAGGACACACACAGACGACGAACGUGACAAUGGCAACUUUUGGCCUUCCCACUCUGCCAACGUGCUGUACUCUCACUUCAGAGGGGCACUGAUGAGCCGCUGCCAUAUAUUGCCAACACGAAACUCGACAGGUGACCCUGGGAAGUGCAUGCUCUAUGUGGAUGGAUGAAUGGAUGGGGGAAGAACGUCGGCUAAGAGAUGCUGGCGGGGUGCUCUAUGGCGUCGCUCCGUGAUCCGUUGCACACCAGAUGUCACUGCAAGCAAGGUAGAACAGGACAAGCAUCCAUGUCACAGACAGCGUCUCAGUCAGUAAUGGCUGCAGCAGCUUGCAGGGGCUGUGCACUGGUGAUUCACCUUUGAUUCACCUACAAAGAUGCCA
Molecule: messenger RNA, 6804 nt
Organism: Vitrella brassicaformis
Lineage: Eukaryota; Vitrellaceae
Source: the annotation of a GenBank genome assembly